Messenger RNA from Tachysurus vachellii, 3101 nucleotides. RefSeq names its product reticulophagy regulator 1 (gene retreg1). NCBI's taxonomy places the organism in Eukaryota, Metazoa, Chordata, Actinopteri, Siluriformes, Bagridae. The record is from RefSeq and is a predicted model, not a curated record. Gene Ontology annotation, cellular component: endoplasmic reticulum membrane. The coding region runs from base 538 to 1533 and encodes 331 amino acids. Gene Ontology annotation, biological process: negative regulation of neuron apoptotic process; reticulophagy. The transcript is spliced from 7 exons.
CCACGGCAUGACUCGAUUUAGAUUUUUUUGUAAAUGGAACAUAUAAAAAGACCAUUUAUUCUCAUGAGCUAUUGUAGUAACUAUGUAUCCCUUUAAAAUGGCAACUAAAAUAGCUCUUGUGUAAUUUCUAAGAAUGGUAUAAUACACUAAAUAUAAUAUGUGACACACAUGAGCGACACCACACACCGUACAUACAUAAGGCAGGUCAUGUGUGGUACAACAUACAGAAAAGCAAAAUUUGAUACAUUUUUCUCACAAGUUGUAUAUGGGGUCUAUGUUAGGCAUGUGUGUCGCGUGUGUGUCACACGAUAAGCAGCACGUCUUCCUCCGUCUGAUGGGCUGUGCUAUUUUUAGACCAGCCUGGUAGAAAUAGUAAAGCUGGGGUAUUGCUCCACAUAAACAGUGGUAGCUGUGGCUUGGGAUGGCAUGAAAAGUACCAUAGCAUGUCACAGAGCCCUAAACAUUGAACCUAGACUGUUUUCAUACUCAGAGCUCAGAACACAACUUCUGCACAACGUCUUGGUCAUAGUCUGAGAGAUGAUGGAGGAAAAUCUUGGAUCAGGGUUAAGUUGGGAGCUUGUGGAUUCCAGUCAGGAGGGCAGGUCUGGGGCAGAAGCUCAGCUUACAGACUGCUGGAUAAGUAUCAAGCUGUUCCUUAAGGAGAUGUCGUCUUUCAAACAGCAGAAUCCGGGCAAGUUUUGUCUUCUGGUAUGUAGUUUGUGCUUUUGCCUAGCCAUACUGGGCAAUUACAUUCCAGGAGUUGUUAUUUCAUAUAUUAUAGUGCUAGGCAUUUUCCUGUGGCCUCUAGUGUCAACACAUGAAUUAGGUUUGUGGCUGGAACCAGUUCUGCAGAAACUGAACUUUGGAGUGGGGCACUUCCUGCAAAAGAUUAAAGAGAAUCACGAAAAGCGAUUGCUCCAAGCAGAGGCUGAGAAAGAAAGCAUUGAAGCUGAUCUGUCCUCAAUGUUCCCUAAGCUGGAUUCCACGGUGUGCAGGGAGCUGUCUGUAUCAGACACAGAAGCCUCUGAAGUAACGUGGACUGAUAACGGCACCUUUAACUUAUCAGAGGGACACACACCUCAGACAGAGAACUCCGAGGAUCUAGAUCAUCGCAGCGAAGAGGAAGUGUUCUCAAGCGGCCUCACUGAAUUUCCCUCCGUGGAUAACGGCACAGGGACAAACGGGGAUGAUGAUGACCUGAGCAUCGGCUUGCCCAUCACGUAUGUCCCCCAGCACAGAGAUGCUCAAGGGACAGGUGGAGUGGAUGACGCUGCAGCGACUCAAGCUUUUGGACUUCUACAAAAGAUGGCCGAGAACACCAUCACAGCUGCAGUCACUUCUGCCAUACAAGAAAGGCUGGAGUCAGCGAUUGCUGACAACACAGACAGUGAGGCUGAGGACUUUGAGUUGCUGGACCAGUCCGAGCUUGAACAUCUGGAGGGUGAGCUGGGCUUGGAGAAAGCGAGGGGUGAACUUCAGUCCAAACAUACUAAAAAUGCCGGAUUUUUCUCCAAACUGCUUGGGCACCAGUAAUGACAACAUACAACAUCUUUGUAAUGGUUCAGAAGCAUGAGCAUAAAACAGUCCUAGAGACUGGGGAAGGUCCAGAUUAAUGACGGUAUUCCAUUUUAUUUUAUAUUUUAACGUUACAAUUUUUCAAUUAAAUCACCUUGCAGUAAAUUCCAAAUACAUAGAGGAAGGAUGCUUCUUGUACACUGCUCUGUGAGGUUUUGAUACUUGCAGUUUCUGCUUUUUUUUUUAUAUAUAUUCUUCAUGUAUUUACAUGGGCCCCCUUUUAAAAGAAAUUCCAAGCCUGGUCCCCAUUUUAAAAGAAAUUUGAUUUGAUUUUCAGGCUUGAUCUUUAUUUAAAAAGAAACCUUUGUCAUUUGUUGGUAUGGAUUUGUGAUCUAAAACAUUUGUUUGUGAAUUUUCUUUAUUGGUUAUAUUUCUAUCGGGUUGAAUUCUAUUGGUUAUAUUCAGUGUUUAUAUUGGUUAUAGACACCAAAUCAAUCCAAACAAAUAUCUAAACAAAGUAGCUUAAAAAACUAUUUAAACUAUUUUGGGACAAUCAGUUUUACCAGAUCCCCCCCCAAAUUCACAAUGACAUCACUUUCAGACUUCCUUUUUACUUGGGAUGCCAAUUUAACAGAAUGUAGUUCGUUAUUAGAGAGAGAGAGAGAGAGUCUCAUUAUGUUGCUACCUACUAUAGUAGUCAAUGAGGGAUGUGCAGAUCCUCUCCUCUCAGCGCCUUCUUUCCUGAUAAAAUACGCAGCUCAAAGGCCAAAGAGACAAGGCCUCUAACAAAAUAAGCCACGUCAUGAUGGUUUCCACAUGAAUAACUACAUCAUAUCCAAAAAAAAAAAUCUUUUUAUCUGUAACUCAAGCAGAUAAAUGUUAUGUUGCCUAUUAUGUUUUUAGGUGUUGUAUUUUUUUUUAUUUAAUCCUCGUUUUGAACCUGGAUGUCUCAGUACAAGAGUUUGCAUGAAAAAUCUUUUUAUUUGUAUUUGCACCUUACUUAGAGCACACUGACACUGAGCAUAAAAGUUUUAAGUAACUGAAACUGUUUGGAGUGCAUACACACACACACACACACACAUAUAUAUGCACUGUCCACUUUAUUAGGAACACCUCUAUAUAGUCAUGAAGUUUUCUAAUCAGCCAAUCGGUGACUGUUCUGAGGUCGAAGGAAAGUAGAGACGGAUUAAAGAAACAACAGGAAAACAACACAAUGCCACUGAGGGUUUAAUCAUUACUCAAUGAAGUUCGUUACGUCUAUCUAAAAUGACUUUCUAAAUGUACUAUGAACUGUAUAAUGAAAUAAUGUAAGCAGCCUAUAUUAUUCCAGUAACAGUUACUCAAUAUCUACUUUUCUAUUGUGAUUAAUAUGAUCAUCAUUCAAAAAAAUCAUUUGUUUCAGUGUCAGUGUAAUUCCAAAUGCAACUGAAUGUACUAUUUCUUUCUUUCUUUCUUCUCGCCUGAUAGAUUACUUCACAUACAUAUUAUGCCUGUGUGAAUUGUGUGUCAGAAUGAAAGAACAUGAAAUAUAGCUGUAUGUAAAUGAUCUUACAAGAAUGGGAUUAAAAUAUAAAGAUUUAAAGUUA